GAUUAAAUGCAGAACAUCUGAAAUCACUCCUGAGCUGGGGGAAGUAAACAAGUGUCUAUUUGCAAGACUUCUACAAAUAUAACAGGGGCCUGUCACAGAGGACAUUUGUAGGAGUCGCCCUGCCAACUCCCCCCGCCCCCCCAACCCAACUCAGAGCUGGUGAUUCUUGAUGUCUGAAGGCAUUUCUUUACAUGUUCUUUGCUUUUAGUUACGAGGAUCCUGACAAGUGCCUGAUUCUCUUCGGCGAUGAUCAGGGAUGUGUGAACAUUCUGCUUUUGGCAUCUGUGGGUGAACUAUUAAGAACCUGGAAGAAACUGCCUAGAGUGAAGAACAUGCCCAGUAUUAGCAUUUAUAAUGCUGCCAUCUCUCCAAAUGUCAACUUUAUCUGCUGGAAAGUCCAUGGGGACUGGGUUACUCAGCUGAACUACUAUGAUUCCAUCAAAGCCGUCAUUUCAAGCUGCAACCACGAGCCUACUGCUCUUGUCAUAGGGUGCACUCUGGCAAAAACAAAUGUCAAGCAAAAGAUGAAAGAGCUCAGGGAUAUUAGAAAAGAUGGCAAAGAAAGAAGAGGCCAAAAGCGUGCAGAAUGUGAUCAAACAGUGUUUUGGAUCCACAAGGGCGUCAAAGCAUUCUCCUUCUGCAGGAGAAAGAACCUGCUGCUGACAGGUGGGAUGGACCGGAUAAUUAGAGUCUGGAAUCCAUAUCUGCCUGGAAAGCCAACAGGUGUCCUGAAAAGCCACACGGCACCAGUGAUCUACAUCCACGUCUCUGUUGAGGACGACAAAAUCUUUUCCAUGUCCACCGACAACACCGUUAAGAUCUGGGACCUGGACACCUACAACUGCUUGUUUUCAGCCUCCUCCAAAGCCAGCGGCAUCAAGGGGGAGCUCAGUGCUUGCCUCUACCUCCCUGGGCCCAGGGCCCUGUGUGUGGCCGCUGAUGCUGCAGCGCUUCUGCACCUCAGGAUGAGCUCUCCCCCAGAGCCUCGCCGGGUAGUUUCCCACAGGGAGCCCGUGGUGCGUUGCCGGUACAGACCCAACCUUCCGCCAGGUGGUCAGCUGCCUCUGAAGCAUCGUACUUCAAAAAGUAGAACUAGGACCCUUAAAGGGGUGGUGAAAGUGUGGGACUUUGAAACAGGAAGGCUGUUGUCUGAAUUCAUUGGAGCUCAUGGCAAUGCUGGAGUCACUUGUCUGACCUUCGACUCCAGUGGAAGAAGGCUCAUUACUGGGGGCAGGGAUGGCUGCCUGAAGAUAUGGAGCUACAACAAUGGGCACUGUCUGCACACCCUGAAACACGAUGAAAAGUCAAGUGAAGUUUGCGAUUGCAUAUACUUGGAAGCAAACCAAAAUAAGUGUAUCAUAGCUGUCGGAUGGGACCAAAGAAUCAAUAUGUAUUUUGAUGUACCACAUGAUUUUCACCACUUCUGGAAGCCACAGCCAUACUGGAAGGAUGACCUGAACCAUGGACAUAAGGAGGACAUUCUCUGUGUGGCUCACUGCCCACCUUUUUUCCUGGCCACCUCCAGCUAUGAUGGGGAGAUUAUCAUUUGGAAUGUCAUCUCAGGCCAUGUAUACUGCAAGCUGAAUACCCCCAGCCCCUCAGAUGGCACAGAAGCAAGAGAAGGCCCAGACCUAAGCGUUUCCUGCCUUGCCUUCCUCAAGACUCGGGCAGCCAAGUCUGAACCAGCCACUGCUGCCCUGCUGGCCAACGGCCCCCAAGGGUCUGUUGUCUUCUGGAGGCUGCUCAGCGGCACCUGUCCUGCUGCAACCUUCGUCCCAUCCAGAAGCAAGGCGCAAGUCAGCAGCCUGGCAGUGGCGGCAGAAGACACACUGGCUUACUUGGCGGAUGAGGAAGGCUUUGUGCACGUCUACCACAUCUCAGAUUAUGGCCUUCGGGGCGUGGAGCCACAGCCCCCCGAGAAUGUGACAUUCUGGCGGGCACAUGUCAGCCUGGUGACAUGCUUGGAGCUGAUAGAAGAUAGGUUUCUGUUGACUGCCUCCUUGGACUGUGCAGCCCAUCUAUGGAGCAUGGAUGGGGAACACAUAGGGACUUUUGGGCAGAGUGACCCCUGGGAUAUUUUCACUCCUGCCUCCUGGAGCCACCCUCGAGUGCCCUGCGAGGUCCUGACAGAUCCCCAGAGUAUGCCAGCUCACCCGGUGCUAGAAGGGGAAGUUCCUGCCAUGAACACAGAAAAAGAGGGAGACAGCACAGUGGAGGAAAAAGCUGGUGCAGAGGUUGGUUCUCACAUGUCCGCUGCUGAUGCUGUAAUUUCAGGCAGAUCUGCACGUAAUGCUGUGUGGCCUAAAAGGGCCAAAGCAGAACCUCGUAACUAUAGGGACAGGUGUGUCUUAGGCCCAUGUCACUGUCCAGGACCAGGAGGACUUCUCAGUCCCUCUGGGAGUGGAAGCCCAGCACUUUCAAGACAGGAAAUAGACACAUGCACAGGUAAAGUGAGCCCGCUGGCAUGUCAGCAGCCCUCCCCCUUGCCAUGCUCUUGUUCUCCAAGCAUGCCCAAGGUUAUAGCGAGACGGUCCCAAGCCUUUAAUUGCUUCUGCUUCUUCUUCCAGCCCCAGAAGACUCCUGGCCCUCCUGGAGAUGCCACCCUUGAAGUUAAAGAGAGCAGAGACCUAGCUCGAUGGCUGCUGCUAGAACAGAACAAGUGUUACCUGCGAGCAUCGGAGCAGGGAUGGCCCAGUAUAUAUCAGACACUCCAGUGCCACCAGAUUGCCUGCGUCCCCCCUCUCGGGGAGAAGCCAAACUUGUCUCUUAUCGGUUCCGAUGUGUUUCAUUCCCAUAUCCUCCCACAGGGGCAAAAAGGCAGUGAAACACCCCAGACAAAAUGCUGACUAGCCAGCGGUCCCCCCGGCUCCCCAGGCUGAGUUCUAGAGACCAGGCUGCUGCUUUCUUCUUUUGGCAGUCUUUCCCUGCUAAUCAAUGAAGCUCUGCCCCACCAUGGGCGGGAGAACAAAGCAGGGAAUGCUUUCAGCCAACAUGAGCUUAUUCCCAGAGCAAUUGGUGCUCAGAUUUAAAUGAGCAAGUCAGACUGAAAGGUUCUCUUCCUGGGAAGUCUGGAAUUCUUGGAGCACAGGAUGCUGACAGCUGUCAAAGGCACACCAAGCAGUGCCAGCAAAACAUGGCACAAAUAUCAAGUGCCUGUCCCUGGGUGUGGUGAGGAUGAGGGGGACUACCAAGGAAGAAUAACUCACUGUUCUCAGUGUGCCCUGUGUGCCAGGCUUCUGAGCUUAGAAGCAUCCUGUUAUCUGUGCUCAAUUACACCCAUCCGGGCAGAUGCUGUUAUGAUCCUAUUACCCCAGCAAAGAAACUGAGGCCAGCCCAGCACCUGGCUAGGAGUGAACAGUUAAGUAAAUGGUGCAAGAACAUCCAGAGCCCAUUCUCCUGAUUUUGAGCAUUGCUGACUCCCAGAGCAGAAGGACUCAAGCUUUGAAAACCAGUCAUCACCUCCUUCUCAAGGUGCCAUCCCAGAGCAGCUAUGGGACAGCCUGAUGCCCUGUGACUGCUCUCCACAGAGCUCUACCACUAUGUUCAGCUCUCACACACUCUUCCAGGGUUGCAGUAGCCUAAGAGAAUCCUCUUGGUAGACAAGAGUCCUCAGAGAAACUAGGCAUUUUGCCCAAAGUCACAUAACUGAUAAAUUACAAACUCAGACCUCAGUUUGACCCUAGUUGUGGGCUCUCCACAACACCUCACCUACACCCUCUCACUUCAUCAUUCUCUGCUUGCAGAAUCAGGAAAUCUUUAGCCAUCCCCCACCCCAACCCUGUGCUUCCCAGGAAUUGCUCUGUGGAACCUGAUCAUUUCUUAGACCACAGUAAGUGGAUGCCAUCCAGGCCAUAUCCUUGUCCCUAGGAUACUAGAUCUGCAAGAAGUGUUCACCACACAGUUGCAGGUUCAGAGGCCUCGAAACCACAUGCCCCGAUGGCUCCAGGUCACCACUGAGAGACUGGACUUUGCGGCAUUCUCUGGGACCCAUCCAUCCACAGAGAGACCACACCAUUCCAACCCAGCCAGAGGAUGAAGUCAACCAGCUGUCGAACAGUUUAAAGUUGGACUUGAUGUGUAACUUUCAUUUUUUAUUUAUUUUUCAUUUAUUAUUAUUAUUAUUUUGCCUCCAGGGUUAUUGCUGGGGCUUGGUGUCUGCACUACGAAGCCACUGUUCCUGGAGGCCAUUUUUCCUAUUUUUGUUGACCUUAUUGUUGUUAAUGCUGUUAUUGUUGUACAGGACAGAGAGAAAUCGAGAGAGGAGGGGAAGAUGGAAAAGGGGAGAGAAAAAUAGACACCUGCAGGCCUGCUUCACCAUUGUGAAGCAACCCCCCUGCAGGUGGGGAGCUGGAGCCUCGAAGUGGGAUCCUUGCUGGUCCUUGUGCUUCAUGCUAUGUGCACUUAACCCACUGAGCUACCACCCAGACCUCUUGAUGUGUAACUUUUAAAGACACGGCCUCCAUUUGCCCUUGUCUUAUCCUGAACCACCCAAACAUUCAGAGCAAGGCUGGCCCUGCCUUCCUCUCCCCCAGCUGUUCCAGUCCCAUCACAGCUGCUCAACUCUAGCUUCUCGUAGUACUGGGGAUUGAACCUGGGGCCUCAGAGCAUUAGACAAAGUCUUUUGUAUCUCCAUUAUGCUAUCUCUGCAGUUCCUCAGUCCCUCUUGACAGAAGACCCCUGGCCAAGCAUAUCAGAACCCCCACUGGGCACUUGUAAGAGCCCCCCACUCUCCACUCCUACCAUCAGAAUGUUCCAGCAACUCGAGGGGAAACACUGCUCUGUUUUCUGGCUAAGUGACCUGAUUUUGCACCCCAAGAUUUUUCUAAUCCAACCAACCAGGAACCACACCUCAGCGCCUCCUACUAGUCCCUGUGGAGAACUUUACAUCAGUAAGAAUUCUUGGCUACCAUGAAGAAACUAAGCUCGACCAGCUCAGGCGGAAUGGAAACCAUGUGAAAAAUCAUGACCAGGAACUUUUUCUUUCCUUCGUUUUAUUGAGACAGAGUUUAAUAUAGCAUGAUGGAUGUUGAAGACAUAGAGCACGGUGACAAACAUGUUGCAGAAUGAUUAACACAAUGAAUCUAGUUAGCAUACAUCACCUCAUAAAGUAAUUUUAAAAGGUGGUUUCUUUUUUCCCCUUUGUGAUAAAACCUGUCAGACUUACUCUCUUGGCAGUUUUCAAAGACACCAUACAGCACCGUUGGUUUUGUUUCCUGUUAAUUCUUCCUGAAGCAGCACUGCACUAUCUAAGCUUUGGGUGCACAGCGUUAAGAACCAUCUGUGUGUACGGCAGUAAAUUUGCCACUAAACUUCCACUUCACUCCUGCACCAUGUAAUCGACCAAGUUGCUAACCCACUUCCCCCUCUGCCCUUCAUGUAACUACAGUUUCAAUGUUUAUUUUAGUGAUUUAAAGUUUUGCUGUUUUCAAAUGUA
Erinaceus europaeus (western European hedgehog) is the source of this 5434-nucleotide messenger RNA. RefSeq names its product WD repeat-containing protein 49-like. The transcript has 24 exons. The record is from RefSeq and is a predicted model, not a curated record. Gene Ontology annotation, molecular function: protein binding. Bases 192 to 2846 code for a protein of 884 amino acids. Lineage: Eukaryota; Metazoa; Chordata; Mammalia; Eulipotyphla; Erinaceidae.